UUGAAGCAAGCUGAGCAUCUUGUUCAGCAAUUUCCUAAUUGCGCUGUAGGAAUUGCCUACAAAGCUUACUUUACUUAUAUGAAAGAUCGUACAAAGAAGGAUGAAUGCAUUACCAUGGCAAAGCAAGCAAACAGAACUGAUAUGAAAUCAGCAGAAGCUUGGAAAAUUUGUGGAAUGUUAUAUCGUGAAAUGAACGACUUCCUUCAAUAUCUUCAAUGCUACAGACUUGCCUCUAGAUUUGACCCUACCGAUUUAUCUAUCUUAAGUGACAUUUGCAGUCUUCAUUUCUUCUUUGGAGAUUAUGAUUCAUUUUUCAAAGCUGCACGUGAACUUGCCCAGAAAACAGCUAACACAUACAAUCAAAUGCGCUAUGCUUUAGGCCUCUGGUACAUUCAAGAAUACGAAGAAAUCGAUAAUUACCUUAAUAUUUACGAAAGAAACUUCACCAUAUCACGAAAUGAUGAAGAGAUGGUAUUCCGCUCCGAAUUAUCUAUCUUUCACGCAAUGGCUUUCAUCAAAUUAAAUAAAUACACCGAAUGCCUUGAUUACUUGGCCAAGAAUGCCAUCUGGAUCCGCGAUACAGUUCGUAUGAAUGAACUCGAAGCACUUUGCUACCGCAAACUCGGUGAUACAGAAAAAACAUUCAACAAACUCUACAAACUCAUCAAAUACUACCCAGAAAACGGAGAUUACUUUGAUAUCAUCGAGGAGCUCGUCCCAAAGGACAAGAUUAUCGAUGAACUUCUCAAAAUCAAAGAAAUGGCCAACUCGAAAUACGCCUGGGUACGCGCUUUAGAGCUCAUGGAUGUCAAUGAUUCACGUUACGAACCACUCUUAUGCCAAUACCUUGAGCCAUUACUCAUAAAAGCUUCUCCAGCAGCUUAUAUUUCACUUAAAGACCUCAGCGAUGCCGGAAUCGACCUUGCCUUCAAGAUCGCUACAGAAUUAAGUGUUCCUAUGAACGCUGUCCCAAUGGUUAAGCUUUUCAGAGCUCAAGUAUUUUAUAGAAAAGGAGAUCUCAAAAGCGCUCUUUCCGAAAUCGAUGCAGGCUUAGAUCACACGACCACAGCAAUCGAACUCCUUGCAUGGCGCUCGAAGUUCCUCAAAGGAUCAGGUAGAAUUAAAGAAUCUCUCAGAUUCGCCCGUAAAUUCGCCAACGCUGACCCUGCCGAUCGCAAUGCCAACAACCUCCUUGUCCAGAACCUCCUUCUCAACGGCCUGACCACCAUGGCCGAAGAAAAAGCCGGUCAAUUCGCCGGAACAGAGGACGGUAAGUCAUUGCUUUGGGAGACACAAUUCAACACCUACUAUCUCCGUGCUGGAAUUGCCUUCCUUAGGCGUGGUAAUAUGAAGAAAGCUCGAGAUAUGUACGAAGGAAUCUACAAACACUUCGAUGAGUACAGGAAAGGCGAGUUCAACUACAUCGCAUGGGCAUCAAAGAAGCCACGCGCUCUUAUUGAACUUCAAGAUAUGUUGAAUAACGUUGAAAAGGAGUAUCAAUUCUACGAAGCAGCUUCUUUCGCAAUGAGAAUUGCCAUAUUGCAAGGAAGACAGACAGAAUUCCUUAACAACACCUCCAAGCCAUGA
This is a messenger RNA of Trichomonas vaginalis G3, 1587 nucleotides long. Its product is annotated as N-terminal peptidyl-methionine acetylation. Gene Ontology annotation, cellular component: cytoplasm. The transcript has a single exon. The record is from RefSeq and is a predicted model, not a curated record. Gene Ontology annotation, biological process: N-terminal peptidyl-methionine acetylation. Gene Ontology annotation, molecular function: protein-N-terminal amino-acid acetyltransferase activity; protein binding. NCBI's taxonomy places the organism in Eukaryota, Parabasalia, Trichomonadida, Trichomonadidae.